AUCUUAGGCCCAAAAUGGAAAAAGCCCGGUAACCAAAUAACCCCAAUUUUUUUAUUUAAUUUUUUGUUUGGUUGCCGAGAAAACUAAUAGGAAAGUGAGCGAGAAAACCAAUCAGUCAAUUUUCAGUGGUGAGUCUGAGAAAAUGGAAAGCCAGAAAACCGAGCUGGAGUCAUCAGAGGAGAAGAGUGUCACUGUCGACCAGAACGAGAACGCGAAGAACAGAUUACAGUCGACGGAGGCGCUGGCAAAGGCGCUUUCGUCGACGCUCACCACCGUCAUCAAAGACUUCGAUUCCAAAGCUCAGCAGACCUUCGCCAGCCAGGACCACCUCUCUCAGUCGCUCGAUCGCCUCACCCGCGAGCUGGAUAAGUUGUUGGACGAUGCUCCGUUUCUGUUCAUCAUGCAACACGCGGCGAAGAUUUCCGCCGUUAGGAAGAGAGUUUCGUCGUUGAAUUCGGUUCUCAAGUCCGUACAGCGCCGGCUUGAUAACAUUGACAGAAUGCUGUUUGUUGGCGUCCGAAUCCAGCAUCAGCAGCAACAACAUGAUAAGACGGCCACAGGACAUUCAGGACUGCCGUAAUAUAGUUGUGUGUCUCGAAAGCUUAAUAAUGGGACUGCACGGGACAACCUUAAGAGUUUUGCCUCCGCUGACUACUCACUGAUAAUUUCACCAUCUUGGGAGGAAGCUGGAUGAGGUGAGUCUCAGUAGCCACAUGGAUGUUCUAUCAUUCGCGGAACAUACACGGUACCUGAAAGUGAAGAUUGAGAUUGGAACUGCGGUAUGAAGGUGAUUAUUUUGAUUAUGGGCUGUGACUAGGUUUCAAUAGGUUGAAUGGUGGUUGUUUGGAUACGUAGUAAUGGAAACUAAGUUGACUCCGUCCCCUCUAUUUUGAUUUCGAUUUAGAGAUGGGAUGUGUUUUCUUCAUUUGUUGAAUCCUAGCUCCAAAAAGAAAAAAAUUUCGUGGUUGUGUUUGAGUUCUUUGA
Malus domestica (apple) is the source of this 984-nucleotide messenger RNA. RefSeq lists its product as uncharacterized. Gene Ontology annotation, biological process: intracellular protein transport; regulation of synaptic vesicle exocytosis; endosome to lysosome transport. Gene Ontology annotation, molecular function: SNARE binding. Gene Ontology annotation, cellular component: BLOC-1 complex; BORC complex; synaptic vesicle. NCBI's taxonomy places the organism in Eukaryota, Viridiplantae, Streptophyta, Magnoliopsida, Rosales, Rosaceae. The record is from RefSeq and is a predicted model, not a curated record.